CCCCCCUCGUCUCCAUCCACGCCCCGGGCAACGAAGUCAUGAUCCCCUACGGCACAAACCUCUACGCCAUGCCGCCGGGCCCGUUCCCAUACUCACACUCACGCUCACGCUCACGCUCGCACUCGCACCACCGCGGCGAGCACCAAUACCCCGAGCACUACAACCCAAGAACAAACGCAGGCCUCUUUCGCGGCGGUGGAGGCGCGAAAGUGUUCUCCCGCGUCAACACGGGACGCGAUACACGCCCGCUCCGCCACGGCCGCGAAACACCCGAUCUGCGUGUCUACGAAUACGCCGACGAGAGCGAGAGCACGCAGCUCGGCGAGAUGGAGGGGCAGCGGCGGCGCGCGCGGGUGGGGAUGAGAGGCGGGCAGGCACGGGGCGGGGAAGAGCGGCGAAGCGGGGGAGACAACACGGGGGCGCCGCCGGGCUACGUGUCGCGGGAGUCUGUGGGCGGGUUCCCGUACGCAGCGGCGCCGCUGAGCAGGUCCGCGUCCGAGGCGCGGCCAGACACGCCGCGGCGCGUUCCGCACGCCAUACAGGCCGCGCUCGACGCAGCGCUGCAGCAGCACGCCCGCGGCGACGGUGCGCGGACGCGCUCAAAGACCGCGCCCGCGGCGUCCGGGACGGAGAGGCACGGCGGCUGGGGCGAGGGCAUCGACACGUGCAUCUGCACGACGAACUGCCGGUGCCGCAAGGGCGAGCGCGGGACGAAAUGGUACAAGGGCGUUGCCAACAUCGGCGGUGCGCAGGUGCCGGUGCGGGCGAAGCUGAACACGCGGUAUGUACUGGCCGACGACAUCGGGAAGGACUGCGGCGACCACGCUGCGUGCCGGACGAGCGGGGGCGCGGGUGCGAGUGCGAGUGCGAGUGCGAGCUCGGGGUGCAGCAGCGACGCGUCCUCGCAGCCGCGGAAGCGGGACCGCAGGCACGGGAAGAAAUUGCGGACGAGCGAGAAGAUGAAGAGGCUGGAGGCCAGGAUGAACGAGAUGAUGCGGACGCAAGGGCCUCGCUAUCCACCACCGUCGUUCCCUGGACACAUGGGCGCCCUGGACCCGGACACGCUGGAGCGCAUGCACAUGCUGGACACGCGCCGAUCGCCGUACAACACAGGCGGAAUGCGCACCACGAUGCCAGCGCAAGGCAUGUUCGACUCGCUGACCACGCGUCCCCGACGGGGCCCGCGCAUGCCGCCGCAGCCUGGAAUGCGGAUGCCGCGCGGGGACGACGGGUUCUUCGUGCGCGGCGACGGGGACGCGGGAGCGGGCAGCACGGGGACUCUAUUUGGCCGGGCGGCGCGCAAGGGUGAGCACAAGGCGUCGAUGCUUGCGAGAGGGCGGGCGAGGUUUGACCCUCAAGGAGGCCCUGUUGAAUCCGAUAGUGAGCCGAGUGGUCCGCGGCAUCGCAGUUUCGGCAAGGGACGUCAUAAGAGAAGUCAUCCUCGCUUCGAGCUUGACGAGAGUGAUGUAAGUCCUGAUCCGAGGAGGCCGCCUCGCAUGAAGGGUUUUGGUCACAGUGACGGUCGGCCUACGAUGUUCGCUUUGCCUAGUAAGCCAUGCCUUGUUAGUGCGAUGAGAGUUCAUGUGGCUGAACCUCUGCCAGGAAGCGAUAGUGGGGACAGCGACGUCGGUGCAUCACCCCAGAGGCGACGACCCUGGCUCAGUCCACCCGGAGGUGGGGUGCGGAGACGGGCUGCGGGGAAGCAGGCGCGCGUUGAAACAGACGAGGAUUCUUGAAGACCCACAUCUAUUGUAAUUCUGAGGUGUAGUGCUAGUCCUUGAUUCAUGAGAAACGCA
This is a messenger RNA of Boeremia exigua, 1796 nucleotides long. RefSeq lists its product as uncharacterized. The record is from RefSeq and is a predicted model, not a curated record. The coding region runs from base 39 to 1736 and encodes 565 amino acids. NCBI's taxonomy places the organism in Eukaryota, Fungi, Ascomycota, Dothideomycetes, Pleosporales, Didymellaceae. The transcript has a single exon.